AAAAUAAUAUAAUAAUGCCACGUGUAUUAUAAUAAGCCUUUUGUUCUCUCCAAUCCACUAUAUAAACACACGUUUCUCUUGAAUCUAAAUCACAACUAACAAACUUCCUCAAAACUUGCUUUGCCUUCCCUUUUAAUUUCGCACAUUCAUUUGUUGUUUCUCUCCAAAGAUCUAACACUAAGGUUUAGUUAAUUUUUUUCCUGCAAAAAUGAUUCGAGGAGCCGCAUGUUUUCGCAAAUUAUUUCAAUCUUCAGCUGUAUCUUCAAAGGUUGCAGCAAGGUGUUAUACAGCUCAGGCGGCUGUACAGCCUGCUAUUUACAGUAGCGAUGAAGAGUCUGCUGAUAUCGACUGGGACAAUCUUGGAUUUCAAUUGAUUCAAACUGAUUAUAUGUACAUGACUAAAUGCUCUGAUGAUGGAAUAUUUAGAAAAGGACAACUUAAUCGUUAUGGCAAUAUCAAUUUGAGCCCAUCUGCUGGUGUCUUGAACUAUGGACAGGGGUUGUUUGAAGGUACAAAAGCGUAUAGAAGAGAUGAUGGGAGAGUAUUUUUAUUUCGUCCUGAACAGAACGCAAUCAGAAUGCAAAUUGGUGCGGAGCGAAUGUGUAUGCCAUCUCCUACAACUGAUCAAUUUGUUGAUGCUGUUAAGCAAACCGCUCUUGCUAACAAACGUUGGAUUCCUCCUUCUGGAAAAGGGUCACUUUACAUUAGGCCUCUUUUAAUAGGCACUGGUCCUAUUUUGGGUUUGGCUCCAGCACCUGAGUACACUUUCCUUGUCUAUGCCUGUCCUGUUGGUAAUUAUUUCAAGGUUAGUUUCUUAUUUAAAAAAAUACAGGUUGAAGAACGUUUAAUCGAAGCUGAUGAAUUAAUUAGUGCUGAUGAAGUAUUUUGUACGGGAACUGCAGUUGGUGUUGCUCCUGUGGGAAGUAUCACAUACAAAGGCCAAAGGAUUGAUUAUAAAAUAAGCUCAGAUCUAUCGUGUAAGCAGUUCUAUUCCAGAUUAGUAGGGAUACAAAGAGGUGUUAUCAAGGAUGAAAGGGAUUGGAUCGUGGAGAUUGAAUGAUUUUAAUGUUUUUUAACAAAUAUUUUGUGAUUAUAUUAAUGCUUGUUGAGCAAUAUAGUAUAUUUUUUUACUACUAGUAAUCAUAAAUGAUAAAAGCUCUUCUAACUAGGGAUGUGCAUUUGGUUUUGUCUUUUACUGGUAAUCAUUAAUGAUAUAUAUAUAUAAGAUUUUGAGAGCUCUUUUAAUUAAGGGUGUGAA
Solanum lycopersicum (tomato) is the source of this 1258-nucleotide messenger RNA. NCBI's taxonomy places the organism in Eukaryota, Viridiplantae, Streptophyta, Magnoliopsida, Solanales, Solanaceae. The record is from RefSeq and is a predicted model, not a curated record.